Molecule: messenger RNA, 578 nt
Organism: Rattus rattus (black rat)
Lineage: Eukaryota; Metazoa; Chordata; Mammalia; Rodentia; Muridae
Product: histone H2A type 1-B
Exons: 1
Coding region: 67-459 (130 amino acids)
Cellular component (GO): nucleosome
Molecular function (GO): structural constituent of chromatin; protein heterodimerization activity; DNA binding
Source: RefSeq, a predicted model, not a curated record
AGCCACAUUUGCACAGUCUUAGUUCUUUAUUUCUGCUAUUUAGUUCUACAUCACAGUACUACUAUCAUGUCUGGACGCGGCAAGCAGGGCGGCAAGGCUCGCGCUAAGGCCAAGACCCGCUCCUCCCGGGCUGGCCUGCAGUUCCCCGUUGGCCGCGUGCACCGUCUACUGCGCAAGGGUAACUACUCCGAGCGCGUGGGCGCCGGCGCCCCGGUGUAUCUGGCGGCCGUGCUGGAGUACCUGACGGCCGAGAUCCUGGAGCUGGCGGGCAACGCGGCGAGGGACAACAAGAAGACGCGCAUCAUUCCGCGCCACCUGCAGCUGGCCAUCCGCAACGAUGAGGAGCUCAACAAGCUGCUGGGCCGCGUGACCAUCGCACAGGGCGGCGUUCUGCCCAACAUCCAGGCCGUGCUGCUGCCCAAGAAGACCGAGAGCCACCACAAGGCCAAGGGGAAGUAAUUAAGACUUCAGAAUUUGCGGAAACUUCAAACACAAAGGCUCUUUUCAGAGCCCCCACUGUUUCAAAAAAGGAGUUGAACAGGAUAAGCUACUGGGUCUCGAUUCUAAAACAGUCUUAA